Messenger RNA from Nestor notabilis (Kea), 1614 nucleotides. RefSeq names its product sorting nexin 29 (gene SNX29). The transcript has 12 exons. The record is from RefSeq and is a predicted model, not a curated record. NCBI's taxonomy places the organism in Eukaryota, Metazoa, Chordata, Aves, Psittaciformes, Psittacidae. The annotation marks the transcript as partial.
UCAGGUUCACAGAACAAUGACACUAAAAGACAGUUUCUUCUGGAACGGCUGCUGGAUGCAGUUAAACAGUGUCAAAUACGAUUUGGAGGAAGAAAAGAAAUUGCUUCAGACUCUGAUAGCAGAGUCACUUGUUUGUGUGCUCAGUUUGAAGCUGUGUUUCAGCAUGGUCUGAGGAGGAGCCGAGGACUAGCAUUAACAGCAGCAGCCAUCAAACAGGCAGCAGGCUUCUCCAGUAAAACUGAAACAGAGCCAGUGUUCUGGUACUAUGUGAAAGAAGUUCUGAAUAAACAUGAACUGCAGCGCUUUUACUCUCUGAAGACAAUUACCACAGACAUUGGUAGAGGCCGGGCCUGGUUGCGCUGUGCUUUAAAUGAGCAUUCACUGGAAAGAUAUGUUCAUAUGCUGCUGGCAGAUAAGAAUCGACUUAGUGUCUUCUAUGAAGACUGGUCUUUUAUGAUGGAUGAAGAACGUUCUAGUAUGAUCCCUACCAUGGCAGCUGGUCUGAACUCCAUUCUUUUUGCAAUCAACAUUGACAAUAAGGAUUUAAAUGGGCAGAGCAAAUGCACACCCACUGUGUCUGAUUUGUUAAAGGAAUCAACACAGAAUGUGACCUCAUUGCUGAAAGAAUCCACUCAGGGUGUUAGCAGCCUUCUUAGAGAGAUCACGGCAUCAUCUGCUGUCUCAAUUCUAAUAAAACCUGAUCAAGACACUGACCCACUUCCUGUUCUCUCAAAGAGUGUAAAUACUGAUUUGAAAUGUAAAAAAGACAGAAAAAAGAAGAAGAGAGUGACUAAUAUUAUCUCAUUUGAUGAAGAGGAAGAUGACCACAAUUUGGGGGAUGCCACAAAGACUCUGAUUACAGGGGAAAGUUCAGAGGAGAGUAUAGACAAAUCUUUAGUUUUUGCAUUACCCUUAUCUGAAAGCAUUCUCGGGAAGAGUUUGAAUGGGACUGAAAGUAGCCAUUCGUGGAAGAGUAAUUCAGUGUUCAUGAAUGGAGAGUAUGAAUACCGGAAACUAGAUGUGAAGAGCAUUGAUGAUGAAGACGCAGAUGAAGACCUGUGUGAAAAAUCGUUAGGAAAUAAAGGCACAGAAGGGGAAACUGAAGCUUCUGAAAAGCCUCAUGAACUAGGCACAUGCAACUCACAGAUACGCAGCUGGAGUCCUCUUCAGGUCCUGAACGAUGACUCAGGUGUUUUAUUUCCUGUCAGUGCUGUUGGGUCUUACUCCCAAACAGAUAACUUGGAGAAUGGAGAGGGACAUGAACAUGUUCAUGCAGUAGAACUGGUUCCAAGAAGAUCUGAUCUUCCCUACAGAGUGGAAGUCAGUCCUCCAGCUCAAGUGAAUACUUUAAGCAAUAUGUUGCCUUCAGCGACUGUGCCAGAAUCCAUGACAAUUAAUGAACUUCGUCAAGCUAUCGUGGCCAUGAUGAAUAGAAAAGAUGAACUGGAAGAACAGAAUAGAUCUCUGAGAAACCUGCUUGAUGAAGAGAUGGAGCAUUCUGCAGCACUAAGGCAGGAAGUGGACAACUGGAGAAGGAAAGCAGCAGAGCAGGAAGAGCGACAUGCCAUGAAAGUCCAAGCAUUGGCACGGUAAGGAGUGCUGAAACUGUCAUAA